Molecule: messenger RNA, 3367 nt
Organism: Colletotrichum godetiae
Lineage: Eukaryota; Fungi; Ascomycota; Sordariomycetes; Glomerellales; Glomerellaceae
Product: subtilase
Exons: 12
Coding region: 330-3068 (912 amino acids)
Biological process (GO): proteolysis
Molecular function (GO): serine-type endopeptidase activity
Source: RefSeq, a predicted model, not a curated record
CACAUCUUGGCAACGGCGAUGCGACCUAAACCCAGGCACAUAGUGCUUUGAGAAUGCACUGUAACCUCGUACAUGUACAUUGAGCAUGGGCUCUCAGGGAGUUUGGUGCAGUCGGCGUCCGAAAACGAGCGUUAUCUUGUCCAAAUCCCAGCGUCAACAAGUGACAGGAUGUCCGCGAAACCGCGUAUCUACGAGAUGUAAGGAAGACAAUGACCUGCAGAUACUUAUAUCAAGGCUUGGGUGGCAUGGCCAUGGGAACGCACUACGGAUGAGAGCAUCGAGAUCUUCACUCCCCUACGAACAUCUGCUUGCGCGGCGUCUAGACGACAAUGCGGCUGUUCGCACUCUCCCUUGCACUCCCGCUUGUCAAAGCAGGGAGUAAUCCUACGCUGGAAAGUCGUCAAAACAUCGACUUCGAAGACAAUAAUCGACCUAUCUCAAAGAGCUUCAUCGUGGAGUUUACGCCAGGCUCGAAUCAGCGACGGGAUGGGCUUGCGUCGACCGAUGGUGUCACAGUCGUAAAGACCUACAACAACAAAGUCUUUACGGGUGCAAGCGUCGAGACGGAGAACCACACUCUCGACUCUUUGUCAAGUCUUCCUGACGUUGUCAAUGUUUGGCCCAAUGUGGCAGUUAAGCUCGACCCUGUGGAAAGCAAGCGUCUGGUCCAAGGCGAGGAUGUGGCGUACACAACGCACAAUGCUACCGGUGUCUCCAAGUUGCACGCACAGGGUAUCUUUGGAAAGGGGGCCAAAGUUGGCGUUGUUGAUACCGGUAUUUGGUACAAACAUCCCGACCUCGGCAAUGGCUUUGGGCCAGGCUUCAAAGUAGAGCGGGGCCAUGAUUUUGCUGGUGAUGGACUGUGGCCAUAUGAGGGCGAGAAGGAACCCGAUGAGGACCCACUCGAUCAACAGGGUCACGGUUCUCAUGUUGCGGGGAUAGUUGCAGCUAAAGGUGCUGGAUGGUCCGGAGUUGCCCCCGAGGCAACACUUUACGCCUACAAGAUAUUUUCGCAAUACGGGUUCACAGAUACUGCAACAAUUCUGGAAGCAUUCUUCCGCGCCUAUGAUGAUGGAGUGGACAUCAUCACAGCUAGCGUUGGCUCCAAUAUUGGAUGGGCCACAGAGGCCUGGUCAGUAGUUGCAUCGCGAUUCGUAGAUGAAGGCAUCGUUACCGUCGUUGCAUCGGGCAACGUGGGCACAGUCGGACCGUUCCUGAGCAGCACCGGCGCGACUGGCAAGAACGUUCUUGCUGUAGCCUCGGUUGACUCACAGACAUUCCCUGCCUUUCCGUUUGACGCGACCUUCUCCAGAGUCGAUGGCAGUAGCGAAGAGACGGCCAGAUUUGGAUUCAUCCCUCCCAUCAGCUACGAUCCUUUCCCCGCGACAAUCGUGGACGUGCCCAUCGUCCCAUUCUCUCUCGACACCAAUGCUACGACUGACGCAUGCGAGCCGCUUGAGCCUGGAUCCAUGGACUUUUCAGGGAAGGUUGUCCUUGUCAGACGCGGGGCCGACUUGUUCUGCGACAUCCACACGCAGCAGAAGAAUCUAGCUCUUGUCGGUGGCACGCUUGUCCUAGUUUACAACGACGACCGCCCACUCAGCUACCCAGUCAUUGGGAACACGAACAGCACCGUCGGGUUCAUGACCAGCUCUGCAGGGAAGCAAAUCGUCGAAGCAGUCAAGGCUGGCCGCAACGUUACCGCAGACUUUUCUGUCAACCAUGGGCUUCCGGUCGCGCUGACCUAUUCCCUCGGCGGUGAUCCGAAUUACUUCACCAACAUCGGACCAUUGUACGACCUCCAGAUCAAGCCUGAUAUUGCUGCACCAGGAGGCAAGAUUUACAGUACAUGGAUCGACGACUCCUACACGAUUCAAAGCGGCACCUCCAUGGCUGCACCGUACAUUGCGGGGGUGGCUGCCCUUUACGUCUCCGUCUACGGCGGGCGCAAUACGCACCCCAGUGGCAAUGCCUGGGCCAAAGACCUCGGCAAGCGUAUCAUUUCCAGCGGUAUCAGCGUUCCUUGGGCUGAUGGUCUGACCGAGACCGACUACGGCCACUCUGCUAGUGUCGCUCAAGUCGGAAACGGCUUGGUCGAUGCUUUCAAAGUGCUCCAGUACAAGACUGUGAUCGACUACGAGAAGAUUGCGCUGAACGACACGCGUUACUUCAAUCGCUACCACGAGAUAUCCGUCACUAAUAACGACGAAAAGGCAGUGACGUACAAGUUUUCCGCGGACGACAUUGUCUCGGCCGACAUCCUUGGAUGGUACGCAGCUGACCGGGUUAUUGCUAACCCUGCUCCCGGAACCAAAAGAGUAAAGGAGUUCUUUGACAUGAUUCCCGAGACGCGCGCACCGGAAAUCAGCUUCCCUGCGGAUUUCACGUUGAAAACUGGAGAAAGCAAAACAGUCUCAGUGAACUUCAAGAACCCGGACACCCUUGGCUGGAAUGCAUCUGGACUGCCUCUGUACAGUGGUCGUGUCCUUAUCUCUGGCAGCAACGGAGAAUAUCUCUCAAUUCCAUAUCUUGGUCUUGGUGGCGACCUUCGUAAGGAGGUGACGCCAUUGGAAGAAACCAACUACGCUUUCAUGAUAUCAACGACUUCGAACACUCCAGUCGUUCAAAAGCCAUACUUCACUUUCAACCUUAGCCUCGAGGCUCAAGACUUCCCAAGGGUCAUCAGCAAGCCGAUUUAUGGCAUCAAGGAGACUCGCUGGGAUGUCUUUGAGGCGGGAUGGACGGAGCGACAGUGGAAGUAUCCCCCAGUACCCGGAGAGAACGGCCACAUCGGUACUAUCGCCUCCUGGGUAGGGUCCGGCAGGGUAGAGGCCAUCGACACCAGCAUCUACGACCCGGAUGAGACAUUUACGUAUCCAAUCAUGGACCGUAACCGCAACGGUGCUUACGAACAGGAUGAACACUGGUGGUUCGGAAAACUCGGCAACGGAAGCCAAAUUGCUGUCGGCAACUACACGCUUCGCUUUGCGCUGCUGAAGCCAUUUGGCGACCCAUCGCACGCGGAUAACUGGGAGGUCCUCAGUACACCUCAAAUCUCUGUAUUAUGAUAAUGCUGGGUUGUGGAUGGGCGUGUGGUCAUGUUUGGAGGAUAUGAAAACAAAGACUUUGGGAGAAGAAUUCAUGAUGUGGCAAUUGGAAUUGAUUGCAAGAUGAUAAUUUUUCACGUCGGCAAAACUGCCCCAAGAUCACAUGUACCUAUGUACUUGUGAAAGUUUACUACCCGAUUUCUUUUUCUAUCGGCGAGUCUUUCACAAGAUAUAUUCAAGGUCACUCAAACCUCUGACUCACAGGGGAAAUGAGCUCCAGCGACACUUUAUAGGACGCUCGCAUGUUACUCGAUUCUGAG